AGUUUAUUAUAAACACUUGCGACGAUCAGUCGCUAAUAGAAAAAAUUCUAUUUCGUAUUAUUCCAACAAAAAUAUUCCGUAGUAAUUACAUCAAGGUGAACUACUCUAACACAAUCAGCAAGUCAAAUCUUACGAUUUUGAUAUUGAUAAAAUUUAAGGGAAACAUGCUUGGAAGUCAAAGCUGUGUGUAAACAUUUUUUUGUUUGUAUGGAUUCUAUUCAAUGAACUUAUUGCGUGUAAACAAAAACUUAAGAUAUUCAGAUAUAAGAUAUGAAGGUGUUGUUAGUUCAUUUCCAUUCAUCAUUUUAACGUAACAAAAGUCUAUCGUAAGUUCAUUACAAACGUUUUUAGUAGAAUCGACACAAGUUCUCAAGUUAGACGUCUGACAGUUGAGUUUUCAUUGAAAUGGCGAACGGGUUCAUAAGAAUAGUCAAAAGAAAUAUAAUUUCACAGCUUUUCAUCUUGUCUACGAUUUUAACAUCUGGUUUGGUGAUGAAUGUGAUUCAAUUGUUAUUACACAUCUUGAUAAAACCCUUCAACAAGCGAUUGUUUCAUACUUUAAUGUAUUAUGCUAACUGGACUUGGUUAUCUCAAUGUGUUUUUAUCGCUGAUUAUUGGUCGAACAGCGAACUCAUCAUACAUUGUAAGAAAGAAACGCUUGAUAAGGUCGGAAAAGAACAUCACUUUGGACUUAUGAAUCAUUGUUAUGAGAUUGACUGGCUUAUCGCAUGGCUUUUGUUGGAAAAAUUCGAAUGUCUAGGAAGUGGAAAAGGCUUUGUGAAGAAUGUUAUCAAAUAUAUUCCGAUAUGUGGUUGGUUUUUCUGGUUAUCCGAGCAUAUCUUUCUUCAACGUUCAUUUGUUAAGGACAAGGACAAGAUCGAAGAGCGAAUGAACGACAUUCUUCAAUAUUCUGACAAUUCUUGUACUGUCAUGACAGCUGAAGGAACUCGCUUCACGAAAGAAAAACAUGAAGCAUCUGUUGUGGCACAUGUUUACAUCGAACGAAUACCGAUAAGUGAAGUUGAACCGACUCAAGAUUAUCUGAAUAAAUUGUAUCAGAAAAAAGAUGAGCUUCAAGAAAGCUUUUUUAAAUACGGAAAGUUUUGUGAAGGAAUAAAACAAACACCGAUUGAAGGAAUUCGAAUUAAGCCACGAUUUUAUGUUGCUGUCAACACUUUCCUAUGGUCUGCUUUAAAUUUAUCAUUCAUAAUUUACCAUGUGACAAGAAUGAUUCUUGCUGGUCAAUUUAUUUAUUUGGUUUUAAUCAGCGGAGGGGUCUUUGGAUUAUUUUAUAUGAUGAUGCAAAACAUUAUAAGUCAUUCGAAGGUGAAAAAAGGAUCAAACUAUGGGAAGAAUUGAUAGAAAGUCAAUCAAUUCAAUCAUACCAAAUAUUAUUUAAUUCAUUGUAUCAGAAGUUAUUAUUGAACGCAAAUUGAUAAAUAGAUUCAAAUUGGUUUAAAUGAAGCUCUUAACAUGUUAAACAAAUAUUUGUUAUAAAUAUUGAUACACGGUUUUUGUUCAACUAGACUUAUUAAUUUGUGAAGUGGUUCAAUCAAUGAUACAACAAUAAUGCUUUUUAUUUGGUUUGUUAGAUUCCGAUAAAUCAUCUUGCGAACAAAUUUCCAAUGGAUGCCGUCGAUUCUCUCAAUUACUUUCUGUUUGUUUUCCGACUUUUAUUUCACUAGAUCUUGAAUCACAUGUUUUAUUCCAGCCCUAAUUUAAUUUCACUUCCAGUCUGUUAGAUUUCUCGCGCUCUCAAAUAUUGGUUUUGAUAUUCUGAGUAAAGGUUCGGUUAAGGUAAGAAAACGGAAAUAUUUACGCACACUGACAUCAUCUUUGACUCAUC
Clunio marinus is the source of this 1846-nucleotide messenger RNA. The record is from the annotation of a GenBank genome assembly. Lineage: Eukaryota; Metazoa; Arthropoda; Insecta; Diptera; Chironomidae.